Amoebophrya sp. A25 is the source of this 345-nucleotide messenger RNA. Lineage: Eukaryota; Dinophyceae; Syndiniales; Amoebophryaceae. The record is from the annotation of a GenBank genome assembly.
GAAGACUGCAUCUCCUGCGCGCUUUUGCAUCUGGCUUAUGAGUGUGUUGAUAUUACACGGUGAUGAUCAUUAGUGGAAGUGAUGUGGAGAACAUAUUUUUCUUCUGGAUGCUAUCAUGAUCCAGGAAUAAAUAUGUUGCAUAGGUUGAAACGUCUCUCGUCAUCUGAGUCUUUCUUCAUGUUGCGGAAGGUCUUGCAUACGCAGAACUUUAUCCCGGCAGUCCCAACUCUGCUGCGCCGCAUUCUACGACUGGAGAGGUGGAUAAUCUUCUUUUGACCGCAGAACACGCUAUUGGCGUUCUCGGAGAUGUCGUCAUAAACCGUUUGCUGGGGAAAAGAGCAUCUG